AUGGCGGCUGCACGGGCGCACGUGGAGAGGCUUCGGCGGGAGCGGUACUACAUCGGGCGCGGCGAGCAGAACCCGCUGGCGGAGGACAUGCACCAGGCGGUGAACUACCUGAGCCAGGAGCUCUACUCCAAGGACGUCCACUUCCUCGUGGAGCUCGUCCAGAACGCUGAAGACAAUGAGUACCCUGAUGUAGUAGCACCUUCAUUGGAGUUUCUAGUAACAUCAACUGACAUCACUGGAUCUGGUGCAUCGUCAACUUUACUCAUUUUCAACAACGAGAAGGGCUUCUCUCCAUCGAAUAUUCAGUCUAUUUGUGGCGUGGGCAAAUCAACGAAAAAAGGAAACAGGGACAAGGGUUACAUUGGAGAGAAAGGUAUUGGAUUCAAAAGUGUGUUCCUGAUAUCAAGCCAGCCCCAUAUAUUCAGUAAUGGGUAUCAAAUCAAGUUUAAUGAGAAGCCGUGUCCAGAAUGCAAUAUUGGAUACAUUGUCCCAGAGUCGGUUGAAUCCAGGCCUAGCCUUUCAGAUAUCAAACAGAUAUAUGGGUCUACCAGAGUCCUUCCAACAACCUGUAUCGUCCUGCCUUUGAAGGAUGAGAAGGUCACUGCGGUGAAGCAGCAGCUUUCGAGCUUGCAUCCAGAAAUGCUACUGUUUCUGUCAAAGAUCAGGCGGCUUUCUGUCCGUGAAGAUAACGGCAACGCUAGAGGCAGCACUGUUAGUGAGAUUUCAAUAUCGAGUGAGAAGAACUUUGAAGUGAGGAAGAACAUGCACGCGGAGUCUUACACGGUCUUUUUAUCUGCUCAAGAGAACGAGAGUGAAGCAGAGUGCGGGUACCAUAUGUGGAGGCAGAGGUUCCCUGUCAAGGCAGAGAACAGGGUGGACAAGCGUACUGAAAUCGAUGAGUGGGUCAUCACCCUAGCCUUCCCUCUUAAGGAGCGACUAUCCCGUGGGAAGCAGCUAUCCCCUGGCGUAUAUGCUUUCCUUCCCACGAAGAUGGUAACGAACUUCCCCUUCAUCAUUCAGGCUGACUUCCUCCUUGCAUCAUCAAGAGAGGCAAUACUGUUCGAUAGUCCAUGGAACAAGGGAAUUCUGGAGUGCAUCCCAAGUGCUUUCAUGAAUGCUUUUGUAGCACUUGUCAAGUCCAGAGCAGAUGCGCCAGGAAUGUCGAUUCCGUCGAUGUUCCAUUACCUGCCAGUCAGUCCUUCGCUGAUCCCUUUACUUGAGCCUGUUAGGUCUGGCAUCAAAGAGAAGGUUCUCGUCGAGGAUAUAGUUCCAUACAGUUGGCAAAACUUUUCCAGUACAAAGAUGAUGCAAAUUCCUCUGCUGAAGUAUGUUGACAGGAACAAAAAUGUCUCUGUCUGGAGCAUAUCUAGAGCUAGUCAGUGGAGUGAUAGACUGUGUAUUGCAUCUGAUGGGAAGUGGAUGUCAUGGCUUAUUAGCUGGAACCAGGAGUUUCCAUCUUCUAACCGCCUUUUUGUGUCUCCCCGUACACAAACAGCUCUGCAAGGUUUCGCACAGAAGGAAAAAGUGACAUACUGGCUUCAGAGCUAUGCAAAAGUGGAGGUUGUAUCUGUAUACAGUUUCGGGAAUAUUGUGGUUAAAUCCUUGAACUAUGAUAGAAGGCCUGCCAUUGCUUUUUCUCACUUUCUGUACCAUUCAUCCAAUAAGAAUUACAUGGAGAGCUACCAGUUAGCAGACCUGUGUCGUAUCAUGCCGGUAAUUGACAACUAUGGCAAUGCCGUCACGGAACGACAAAGCAUUCUAGUUCCUGCAAAUGGUAGCAAAUGGGUUGGACUGAUGGGCAUAAACCCAUGGAGGAAUGAGAAAUACAUCGAACUGUCAGCAGAUUACAAUUCAGCAGGUCAUUUCGCCGGGAACUACACACCUGAAGAUCAGAUCUUGGAUUUUCUCAAGACAAAGGUGCAGGCCUCAGAUGUGCCGUUCAUACACCCCCCAAAUGCAAGGUUCCCUAUAGCAUCAUCACAUCUGACUGUGGACAAUGCAAUCUUGCUACUGCAAUGGAUACGCAAUUUGAAGUCAAAAGGUGUACAACUACCAGCUAGUUUCUUGGCUUCUGUGAAAGAAGGAAGUUGGCUGAAGACAUCAGUCGGAUACAAGCCCCCGGCUGAAUCAUUUAUGUCCAGUUCUGAGUGGGGUAAUCUCUUGCAAAAUGGGUCUUCCUGUGUUGAUAUACCAAUGAUCGGUCAACAGUUCUAUCAAAACAAAAUGCAUGCAUACAAGGAGGAACUUCAGGUGAUCGGGGUAAGAUUUGAAUUUGGGGAGGCAUCCGCUUACAUCGGUAGACGGCUCAUGUCGAUGGCUACAAGCAAUAUGCUGACCAGACAACAUGUAUAUGAGCUGCUUCGGCUGAUUCGGUUUCUUCAACAGAAGGUUCUGUCACCAAGUAAACUAGUCAACAGCGUGAAAGAUGGUCGAUGGAUAAUAUAUGAUUCAGACUGGGCAGCUGCAUCUUGUAUCAGUACCCAGCCAUUCCUUGAUGUUGGAUUCUAUGGUGAGUCCAUCCUUGACUACAAACAAGAGCUGAAGUUGCUUGGUGUUCAAGUUGGGUUUGAAAACAGUGAAAAGAUUUACAAGCUUGUAAUUGAUAAUUUCAAGUUUAGUUCUUCAUCCAUUACUUCAGAUGCUACUGCACUAAUCCGCAAGUGUAUCCGGUAUGCUAGCCCAUGUGAUGAUUUCUUGAGGAAGCUCAGAGAUUUGAAAUGGCUGAAGACCAACGUAGGAUUCCGUGCUCCUGGUGAAUCUUUUCUUCUGGAUCAGGAGUGGGAGUGCCUUCUAAAGGUGUUCGACGUAGUUCCUGUAGUUGAUUCUUGGUUUUAUGGGAGUAAGAUCAGCCCGUACAAAGAAGAGUUGAAGAAGACAGGGUUGAUCACAGGAUUUGACCAGGCAUCAAAGGCUGUAGCAAACAUUUUCAAGCAGAUGGUCCGGAAGUCAUCGCUUACAAAGGCAAGUGUCCUGGCUCUUCUAGCUUGUUAUUGGAAGCUGAGAACACGCGACCCAAUUCCUGUUGAUCUUUUCAACUGCAUGCGGAGUGAGAAAUGGCUAUGCACAUCACUGGGAUUCAGGUCACCGUCGGAGGCAAUCUUAUUUGAUGAAGGUUGGCAGUCUCUGUCGCCAAUAGCAAGCUUGCCUUUCAUCAAUGAUGGUGACUCUAAUGGUGGUUUAGGCAAAGAGAUACAUGGUUACAAAGCUGAGCUGAAAGAUUUAGGUGUCACAACAGAAGUGAAGGCUCAUGUUGCUAGGCCUACCAUCACUGGUCUCAACAUUUGUGAUAACCCUGUAGACAUUUCUGCAGCUAGGUUUGUCAUCAGUGGUCUCAACAUUCCCGCAGACCCUGCAGCCAUAUCUGCUGCUACCGUGUUGUCACUGCUUGGAUCUGUCAAGAGCUGGCUGGCCUGUACAGCAACAUUUCCCAAGGAAUUUAUGAAGGAAAUCACUAGCUGCAAGUGGUUGAAGACAACACUUGGAUACCAAUCUCCUGAUGGAAGCAUACUCUUUGACCCAAAGCAGUCUUCCAUCUGCAUAACAGAUGGCCCUUUCAUCGAUGAAUCUUUCUAUGGUUCAGAGAUCGCCUCAUUCAAGGAUGCACUGGCGGCAAUCGGAGUAACUGUGGAUGUUCGAUGUGGGCAUGGCCUUGUUGCUCAGCAUAUGAGGAGCCACAAAGAAACUGCUACCAUCUCCAGGAUCUACUUGUACCUCAAGGAGUGCAGCUGGGGGCUGAGAAGAACAAAGAGGAACAACCUCUUCAGCCAGCAGAUGCAUGUGUUGGGCAGAUACUAUGAUGACAGGAAGCUGCUGGACUUCUUCUCAUCUGUUCUCCGCGUGAGGCAUUGCCCCGAUGCCGAAGACCACUGCAAGCUCUGGAGCGCAUGGGAGAGCUCUGGCGGUGAGAUAUCCAAGGAGGACGUGUUCAUUCCUGAUGAUCUUCUGCUUAAGGAUCUGUUCGACAAGCUUCCUCGACAAUCCAUUUUUAUCUGGUACCCGCCUUCCAUCUCUCGAGCAAGGCUCAACAACGUGUAUGGCAGCAUCGGUGUUCAGGCAGUAUCCAAAGCCGCCGAGAAGAGCGAUUCUUUUGUUGCCUUGGGCCAGGAUGGCAGUUGCAAAACGGCUGCUGGCCAGCGUGAGGUGAUCAGUGCCGGUCUGGUCCAGAUAGUCCUUGCUUUCCUUGCUGAUCCGGCUCUUGACAUUGCUUCCAAAGAGCGGCACACCAUGCCGAUCACGGUGGGGUACCGCGUGAAGCUGUCCUCUGGAGAGGCUGUGGACGUGGAGGCCAGCCAGAUGAUCAGGUGGGAGAGGGAGAGCUCAAAGCUGUAUGUUCAGCAAAGCAAUGGUGCUGGUGCUGCAGCUGGUUACAAAGAGAAGAUCGAGUUUGCGACGAACUUUGCUGAUGAGGUAGCUCGAGGACUGCUCUUCGAGACGCCGGACCGCAUCCCUUGGCUUGCUGAACUCGUGAAGGUCGGCAGCCUGGUGGACUUCCAGGAUGAUGCUGUUAAGUACCUGCUAAAGUCGAAGAAUCUGCAGCUGUUCCCUGAAGACGAGGCGUUCCUGAACGUUGCAUUACUAGGUCUGUCCCUCCCUGACAAACUCAGAGAGUUCAUCUCACUAUAG
Molecule: messenger RNA, 4623 nt
Organism: Aegilops tauschii subsp. strangulata
Lineage: Eukaryota; Viridiplantae; Streptophyta; Magnoliopsida; Poales; Poaceae
Source: RefSeq, a predicted model, not a curated record